Molecule: messenger RNA, 411 nt
Organism: Penicillium cataractarum
Lineage: Eukaryota; Fungi; Ascomycota; Eurotiomycetes; Eurotiales; Aspergillaceae
Exons: 5
Coding region: 1-411 (136 amino acids)
Source: RefSeq, a predicted model, not a curated record
AUGCCCCGAGUCGCCGACCACAUGGCAUGGAAAUGGUACACCAGCUUCAAAUCCAAGGAAGACCUCAAUCUCCCAGCACUCACCCUCGAGCCGGACGGCCUGUACCGAAUCCACUGCAACGAACUAUUCUGCCGCGUCCCGAACUGUCCCAAGAUAACUCCCUCCGACACUUUGAAUAACCUGCGCAAGCACUACGCGCAUAGACAUCCCGAGAUAAAGUUGACUGGGAACUCGAAGCGUGGGGGACGCCCCACUCUUGCCGAGGAACAUGCCGCAAUUGACUUCCACAAGGCGCUUUAUAAUGAUCAUUUUGCCACGCCGGGUAUGACGGCCGCUGUGCCUAUUAAGAUUGAGGAUUCGGAUUCGGAUUUGGAUACUAUCAAGGGCGAAGAUAUUCCGUGGGAUUCGUGA